Messenger RNA from Effrenium voratum, 1575 nucleotides. The record is from the annotation of a GenBank genome assembly. Lineage: Eukaryota; Dinophyceae; Suessiales; Symbiodiniaceae.
AUGCCGUCCCUGGUGGUUGACACCCACGCCCUCACGAAGAAGAUCGCCGAACUGGCGCGAGAGAAGCAGCUGACAAAGGCCUUGGAGGUCUUCGGGCAAUUUGAGCUCGAAGGCCUGGAGCCCAGCGUCUACACCUUCUCGAGCCUCAUCAACGUGCACGUGCGCAGCGGUGACCUCAAGGGCGCCAAAGCGGCCCUCAAGGCCAUGCGCCAGAGGAGGCUGAAGCCCAAUGUCAGCAUUUUCACCAUUCUUUUGCGGGGCUACAGCCAGGCCGGCAACCUCCGCAAAGCCCGGGGCUUGUUGGACGAGAUGCAGCGGGAGAAGGUGCAGCCCGAUGCCCGCGCCAUGAACACCUUCCUGCGGGGAUGCCUGCACCAUGGGCAGGUGGCACUGGCAAAGGAGGUCUUCAACCAGAUGGACAGCCAGUGGGGCGUCAUCCCCGACUACACCAGCCUGCGGUACAUGGCGCAGAUCCUAGGUCAGGCGCUUUGCAUCAAGGACUUGAAGCAACUGAUGCAGAAGGUGCCAGGGCAGAAGGAGCGUGCCAUGCGGGCGCCGGACGUGUGCAAGUUCUGGGCUGCUGGCAGGUGCAGCAAGGGCGUCAAUUGCACCUUCUACCACGAUCCCAGCGUCACGCCGGCCAAUGAGGAGAACUUGGAACAGGAGCGGAGGACAUCCAUAGCCACCAUGAACUUGGCGCUGGCGCAGGCGGCCGCGAUGCUGGGCCGCUUUAAGGUGUGCCAGGCAGCUCUGCAGCGUGCGGAGGAGUGCAUCGGCGAGGAUACCAGGGGUCUGUUCCAGCAGCUUAGCCAAGAGGAGCUGCGCAGAGAGGCUCAACGCAUCCGCGACUUCGCCGAGAGGGCUUUGGCGCCGGAGCUUUUGGGCCAUUUGUUCCGGACCUUCCUUUUCGGCCCUGGCCCGGAUGACCCGGCCACCCUUUGCGAGGAGCUGAUGGCUUUCGGCCUGGGCACGCAGCCAGGCCGGGAUGAGGUGCUCUCCGCGCUGCAGCGCUGCUUCAAGGGCCAGCGCAUGCGGAUUGGCCGGACGUGGGGCAGGGAGCUCGCCAAGCUGCCGCAGAAGCUGGAGAUUUGCGCGGGCAAUGGGGACUGGGUCAUUGCCCAGGCCAAGGAGGAGCACGGGGUCGCCAACUGGAUCGCUCUGGAGCUCCGCCACGACCGCGUCCACAACAUCUUCAGCCGAAUGGUCUUCGAAGAGGUGCAGAACCUUUGCCUCAUCAGGGGCGACGCAGCGCGGGUCGUGCCCUUCCUGCCACCCGGGUCUGUGUCUCACAUCUUCAUCAACUUCCCGGAGCCUCCCCACUUCUCAGGUCAUGAGGCGGAGGCCAGGAACGAGUUGCUCACCGCCGAGUUCUUCGAACAGCUCCAUGGCUUGCUUGCGGCGGAGGGCAGGAUGACCAUUCUCUCAGACAACUGGAGGUACAUCCGCCGCCUGGCGCGGGCGGUGGGCGAGCUGACCGAGGGUCCCGAGGGAUCGCCGCGCUUUGCGUCAGCUUUGGCGAAGGACGUGCGUGAGACUGUGUCUCGAGGCCCCUGCUCAGGCAGGGCAUCGACCUGA